Messenger RNA from Durio zibethinus, 2164 nucleotides. Its product is annotated as argininosuccinate lyase, chloroplastic-like. Gene Ontology annotation, molecular function: argininosuccinate lyase activity. The record is from RefSeq and is a predicted model, not a curated record. NCBI's taxonomy places the organism in Eukaryota, Viridiplantae, Streptophyta, Magnoliopsida, Malvales, Malvaceae. Gene Ontology annotation, cellular component: cytosol.
AUCUUCCUUUAACAAAUCCAAUAAAAAGAAUAUGAAAAUUUUUAUUUUCCCAAGUUUUUAAGCCUAUCAGCUCAAAAGGAGACCUGACGUCCCAAACCCAAACCAAGCCCAUUAUACUUUGAGCUCACAGGGUUGACAGCAUUGGGAAAAGAACACCAAAAACCCUGCUUAAUGAGGUAAUCCAGGGCACUAAAAUUUCUCAUAAUGAGGUCCUUGAUUUUUUCUUCUUGGCCGAACCCAUUUUUCUCCUGCCUAUCAACCUUCGUCUCCGACCGAUCCGUGCCGGACCCAAGACCCAUAUUCCCAUUGCUGCAUAGAGUCAAGCCAAGGUUCGAGCCAUUGUGGUGCACCAUGAGCCAGUCAUCUGAAACCGAGCAUAAACCAAAGGAGACAAAGCUGUGGGGUGGGAGAUUCGAAGAGAGUGUGACGGAGAUCGUAGAGAAGUUCACCGAGUCUAUCUCGUUUGAUAAACAGUUGUACAAGCAUGACAUUAUGGGAAGUAAAGCCCAUGCUUCUAUGCUCGCUAAACAGGGUUUGAUUAGUGUAAGUGAUAAGGAUAGUAUUUUGCAAGGUCUGAAUGAAAUAGAGAGACGCAUUGAAGCUGGUGAAUUUGUGUGGAGAACUGAUAGGGAGGAUGUCCACAUGAACAUUGAAGCUGCAUUAAUAGAUAUGGUUGGUGAGCCUGCAAAGAAGCUCCACACUGCUCGAAGCCGAAAUGAUCAAGUUCUGACUGAUUUUCGCCUGUGGUGCCGUGAUGCUAUAGACAGGAUUAUUGCUAGCAUUAGACAUCUCCAGGUUGCUUUGGUGGAAUUGGCUCGAAAUAAUGAGGGUUUGAUCAUUCCUGGAUAUACACAUUUACAAAGGGCGCAACCUGUUUUACUACAACAUCUUCUUUUAGCAUAUGUGGAGCAGCUUGAUCGUGAUGCUGGUCGCUUACUAGAUUGCAGAGCUAGAUUGAAUUUCUGUCCUCUAGGUGCAUGUGCACUAGCUGGUACUGGCUUACCAAUUGAUAGGUUUAUGACUUCUGAUGCUUUGGGAUUCACAGCUCCCAUGAGGAACAGUAUUGAUGCAGUUUCAGAUCGAGAUUUUGUCCUAGAGUUUCUUUCUGCUAAUUCCAUCAUAGCGGUUCAUCUUUCUCGGCUUGGUGAAGAAUGGGUAUUGUGGGCUUCAGAGGAGUUUGGAUUCAUCACACCAAGUGACUCUGUUUCCACUGGAAGUAGCAUAAUGCCUCAAAAGAAAAAUCCAGAUCCAAUGGAACUUGUUCGAGGAAAGUCUGCUAGAGUGAUUGGAGACCUGGUUACUGUUCUCACAUUGUGCAAAGGACUUCCUCUUGCUUAUAAUCGUGAUUUGCAGGAAGAUAAGGAACCUAUGUUUGAUAGCGUCAAGACCAUUAUAGGCAUGCUUGAAGUGUCAGCAGAGUUUGCUUACAAUAUUACCUUCAAUGAGAAAAGAAUACAAAAGGCAUUACCAGCAGGCUAUCUUGAUGCAACAACACUUGCUGAUUAUCUAGUUAAAAAGGGGAUUCCUUUUAGAACUUCUCAUGAUAUAGUUGGACGGUCAGUUGCAUUAUGCCUUUCGAAGAACUGCCAGCUUCAGGGCCUUAGUCUAGAGGAUAUGAGAAGCCUAGAUCCUGUAUUUGAUAAUGAUGUGUAUGAGUUUCUUGGGGUAGAAAACGCUAUCAAGAAAUUCAGUUCAUAUGGUUCCACAGGUUUAGCAUGUGUUGCUGAUCAACUUGACUACUGGGUAACCAAGCUUGAAAUCAACAGAACAACAGGAUGAAGACCUCAUUGAUAUAAGAGCUAGAGAUGAGUUAUUAUAGCUUGACUGCUUUGCUAUAAUCUGAUGCUCAUGGUUUUGAAUUUGGAUUUUGGAGAUAUGAUGCUAUUGGCAUAAAGAAAAUGAAACUUCAAAGGAAAAUGCCAUUAGUGAUUGAAAUCUCAAUCAAAUGACUUUUAUUUAAGAUUUACUAUUUUGAGCAGAUAUUAGAUCAAUAUUACGGAUCAAGUGUUGAAUUUCAUACUGUUAUUUUCAACCUAUCAGAGCUUCAAUAUCUGAAUUUCUGUAGUAAAUUGUUUUAAAGUCGAUAUUUAGACUAAUUUUUGUGCAAAGAAAAUUGCACUGCUUUAUUUAUGGAAACAAGAAAGCUUGAUAUGAUUGUAGUCAU